AUGACUUUUGGUGGAGUCCACGAUUUCACCCACGUCUGCAUCGUAACCGAUUUGUUCGAAACAGAUCUUGGAGCGGUUCUGAAGAGCAAUCAGAAUCUCACAUUGGAGCAAUGUAUAUUCUUCCUUUACCAAGUGCUACGUGGUGUUAAGUAUUUUCACUCAGCUGGAGUCGUCCAUAGAGAUUUGAAACCGAGAAAUUUAUUGGUGAAUUUCAACUGCGACCUCAAAAUAUGCGAUUUCGGAUUGUCGAAGUUGAUACUAGCAGAUCGGGAAGGGUUUGAUAUGAUACCAAUGACCGCCCGAAGCAUGUGUAAGAAAGGUGUUAUGAAGGCCCACAUUCAGAAGCUCUAG
Molecule: messenger RNA, 351 nt
Organism: Perkinsus marinus ATCC 50983
Lineage: Eukaryota; Perkinsozoa; Perkinsida; Perkinsidae
Product: cell division cycle 2, putative
Exons: 5
Coding region: 1-351 (116 amino acids)
Biological process (GO): intracellular signal transduction; protein phosphorylation
Cellular component (GO): cytoplasm; nucleus
Molecular function (GO): ATP binding; protein serine/threonine kinase activity
Source: RefSeq, a predicted model, not a curated record